Cannabis sativa is the source of this 845-nucleotide messenger RNA. RefSeq names its product pleckstrin homology domain-containing protein 1. Bases 187 to 627 code for a protein of 146 amino acids. The transcript has a single exon. The record is from RefSeq and is a predicted model, not a curated record. NCBI's taxonomy places the organism in Eukaryota, Viridiplantae, Streptophyta, Magnoliopsida, Rosales, Cannabaceae.
AAAUACUUGAAAUAAAAAUAAAUAAAUAAGAAACGACGCCGCAUUAUAAGCCGUUUGCCGAUUUCCGACUGCGAAUUAAUCAGCUCAGGACAAGAACAGCUCAACCCAAUCUCACACUUCUCUCUCUCUCUCUAAAAUCACUCUCUUUUUUCUUGAAUUUCAUACCAGAGCUCCACUUCUCCGGCUAUGGAGGGACUAUGGAGAUCUGUGACUGGUCAAGACCCGAGCACGGAAGAGUACAGCGGCGUCGAAUUCUGGUCCCGCCCGGAGCGUACCGGGUGGUUGACAAAACAAGGCGAGUACAUCAAGACCUGGCGCCGCCGAUGGUUCGUCCUCAAGCAAGGCAAGCUCCUCUGGUUCAAGGACUCCAACGUAACGUCGGCCUCGGUUCCUCGCGGCGUUAUAAGCAUGGGAACCUGUCAGACUGUGAAGGGCGCUGAGGAUAUCGUCCAUAAGCCCUGCGCUUUUGAGCUCUCGGGAUCAGGGAACUCACUUGAGCCCAUGUACUUCCUCGCUGAUACCGAGAAGGAGAAGGAGGAGUGGAUCAACUCAAUUGGACGAUCGAUUGUCCAGAACUCACUCGCGCUCAACGAUUCGGAGAUCGUCGAUUACGAUGCUCGGCGUUGAUCUACACGUCUGGAGUUUAAUGGCUUAACUUUUGUGUAAGAAGAUAUAUGUCUAGUGUAAAGAUUGUUAUCAAGAUAAUUUGGGGAUAUUUUCUUUAAUCUUUCUUGCACUUUGCUGAAUGUAUAUUUCAGUUUUUUGUUAACUUGAAUACAUAUUGAUUUGUUUAGAACAGUUUAAAAUAAUUUUACGUAAUUGAAAUGGUUGGAAUUUCUUGAAAA